AGGCUUUACUGAUUCGUACUGUAAACUUCCCUCCGUCAAAUGACACCGAGUCACUGAUUCCAGAGCAGAUCAGAGCCGAAACUGCGUUUGGAUCCGUGUAUUAUUCGAGUUUAUGUCGCCGAUUAUUCGGAAGUGAAGUUUCCAGAUGCUGAUGAUUGUGUGGGUGCAGUAAGCCACAGGCAUGGCAUUGGUCCAGUCCCUUCCAGUGACUACUGACCACCAACCACCAGGUCUGGAGAGCCGUAGACAGCGUUCUUCUCCUGUUUCACCACCUUCUCUAGUGGGCAUGGGCUCUGUAAGUAGUAUGAUCCCCAGCCACACCGCAUACCACAGCCGGAACAACCUAGAGGUCACGGCUCAGCUCCGCCGGGGUACACCGGGUUCAGGGCGACUGCUCUCCGAUUCCUCUCAUGAAGGAAUUUUUGCAAGUCAAACACCAUCUAGCAAGAGGAAGGCCAUAGCAGCUCGAGGGAAAGGAAUUGUUGGGCGAUCAUAUUCACAUGAAGAUUUGAUCACUGAUUGGAAUGACAACUGGUUUGAUUCAAGUCAGAGUGGAGGGGAGACAGGUGUGGAUGGGCCUCCUAAGCUGGUGCCUGUUUCUGGUCAGUUAGAGAGGAACGUACAGCAGGCCAUCAUCCGACCAACAGCUUUCAAGCCUGUUGUGCCAAAGAGCAGAAACGGUAUGCAGUAUCUGUCACCACGCCGAGGUGGAGGCUUAUCGGGAAGCCAGGGAAACCUCAGGGCGCUCUCUCCAGAACAAGAUGCGGUCAGCCCAGUAACCACAGAAAGACGCAGCUCCUACAGUGGAGUUCGAAAUGGCUUGUUUAGUCAGUCCUUCACUAUGACGGACUCGGGGCAGAACUCAUUAACCAACCUGAAUGCAUACAAUGGCCCAGUUUAUAGUUUAAACCAAACAGAACCUAGCAAGCCUGUGCUUAGCCAUGGACAUUCCAAUUCAGACAGUGGACGUUCAUCUUCUAGCAAAAGUACAGGUUCUCUUGGAAGUCGCAGUCAACCAGGUAUAUCGGACAUGGGAUCGGGUGGACCUUCUCCUCCACCAAUCGAGGCUUAUGAGGCCAUUGUGAGAGACUUGGAGGAAAAAUUGAGGGAGAAAGAGCUGGAACUACGGCACCUGAGAGAAAACCUGGAUGAGAAUGAGGUGGCUAUCUGUCAGGUGUAUGAAGAGAAGCAGAAACGCAGCGAGCUAGAGAUGGAAGAAUUGCGACAGAGUUGUGCCACUAAAAUGCAGAAGGCGUCACAGAAGGCCCAGCGGGCACAACAGCUCCUUCAGUUCCAGUUCUUUCAGCUUCAGCAAGAGAAAAAGAAACUGCAAGAUGACUUUACGCAAGUCCUGCAGCAACGUGAGCGGCUUGAGGAACGCUGUGCCGCCUUCGAAAGGGAACAUACGCAACUGGGACCCAGACUGGAGGAGACCAAAUGGGAGGUGUGUCAGAAGACAGGCGAGAUCUCUUUGCUAAAGCAGCAGCUGAAGGACUUGCAGGCAGACCUGUCUCAGCGAGUGGGAGAGGUGGUGACAUUACGUGGGCAGCUGCGGGAGGUGCGGGCUGAGCUUCAGAAUAGCCAAAGCCAACUGCAGGAGGCACACACGCAAACACGCACUCGAGCCCUCGAGCUGGAAGUGUGCGAGAAUGAGCUACAGCGGCGCAAGAGUGAGAAUGAUCUGCUAAGAGAGAAAAUGAGCCGUUUGGAGGAGGAGUCUAUGCGGCUCCACCAGGCUUUGAACGAAUAUGCUGAGGCUCCACCUCUCAUGCAGGAAUCAGGUUACAGAGGAGGAGCAGGCAGUGGUGCAAAUAUUGAGGAACAAAGGCUGGCAAGUGAUGGUGAGGAGUUCAAAGGUCAACGUGAUAGUUCCAGGCAGCAGGUGGAGAGGAUGAAAGGUGAGCUGGCUCAUCAGAGGCAGCUGGUCGAGGAUCAGGCGGCAGCGUUUGAGAAUGAACGCCACUGCUGGGAAGAAGAGAAAGACAAAGUCAUUCGUUACCAGAAGCAGCUGCAGCAGAACUAUGUUCAGAUGUACCGGCGCAACCGUGAGCUUGAGGCAGCCCUACGUGAGCUCAGCCUCGAGUUGGAGAAACGGGAGCAAGACGACGAGAGCAGCGGCAAUGAGGUCACCUUUGACGAUGUUGCUGCAACAGAGAUAUAACAUUCUACAGGCCGGACUAGAAUUGCUCAUUCACAGUUGCAUAUUUUAUCAAUGCCCUGUUGACCCAGGCCAUUAUUUUCAUUUCAUAACAAUAACCAAAUACAAAUAAAUGGGAUUCAGUUGGAUUCACGUGCACUAAAAUGUGAAGCAGCCAUUUAUCAAUAAACUCAAAAGAAGAGUUGGAAGAAGAUCCACACUUGUUUUUUUUUCUUACCUGUAUUCUGAGAAAUCCCACCUUCUGAAACAGGAUUGGCUAGUAGUCCUGUUGUCCUUGUACAAGGAGUUCACUGACUAGACGAAAUGCCAGAAUGUGGAAGGUGCAGAUAUAAUGAAGAAAAGAGAUUUAUCAGAAUAUUGGUAAGGAAGUGGUAAUGCUUCUCUUUUGCUUCUCAAUAUCUAUUUUUGCUUUAAUUACUAUAGUGAUAUAAUCUGAAAAAUUUGCAGUCCAUCCGAAUUAAGUAAGCCUGGUCAAUGGGCAGGACACAUACAUCCUGGAUGUGACACCAGAUCGUCAUGACACCAUUCACAAACACGUUUGGCAAAUUUCUCUACAAGGUCACCUUUUGCUAAUUCUAACAUAUUAGCAAUAUAAGUAAUGUUUAUAGGUACAGAUUACCCAAAGCCCCAGCCCUUACUAUGUGAUCCACCCUAUCUGAUGCCAGUGAAUAAAAUCAUCUUUUAGGUUACACAUCUAAACAUUUUAAACCCUUUUAAUUCAACAGCAUGAGAUAAGCUCUAUUUUGAAUAGUCUAAUUACAAAUAUUGUUUUGUAUCACUUUAUUUAUUUAUAAAGCUGCCCGCCUUUCCAGUGCUACACUAACAUUAUCAUAUUGAACAUAAUUUCACAUAUACAGGACCCUGCAUUGGUUAUUAAAUGUUUGUAUUUUAUUAUAUUUAGGUCAUGAAUAUGUCACAUUUAAUGUGACUAUAUAAUGUAGGCUAACUCAACUCAACUGUUUUGAGUUGCUCUCUGUACAGUACAUCAUACAUGUGUAUAGUUGAAGUUUAUAUGUCUCAUGAGACUAGUUAUUGUACUUGCCUCUGUUUUUUGUGUGUAAUGCAAUCAUACUCGUAUACAGUUUGUAGGCUGUGGAACUAAAAGUUACGCUAAUUAAAUAUCUUCUAAUCGAAUGGUGUCUAAGGAGACAUCACUUCAGCAAUGUACACCUGCUUUGUCUGACAACUGAAUGUUUUAUAAUUAAUUCAAGAGUCACUUAAGUGCACUUUGUGUGUGAAGAGAUUGUGUGGUUUGAGUGUUUAUCCCACUUCAUCAUACAUCUGCUGAAAAGAUCACCUCAUGUUUAAGUCGCAAAAAGCAGAUCACAAAACAAAACUCAGUCUUCCCAUAGCAAAAGCCAUGUACGUAGACAUGCGCACGUGUAUACACGUGCAUACAAGUAAGGUUUAAAGUUUUUUUUAUUCCUAAACUGUCUGUGCUGUUGAAAUUCUUUGUUUAUAUGUCUCUACAUUCUACAUAUGGAACCUUUUCCAGAAGCAUUUCCAAGCUGGAAAACUAUUUAGCAGGGGUGGACAUAUCAGUAACCUGGGUGCCUGGGACAAGUAGAUUUCAUCUUGGCUAUUAAUAUUUUAGUCAUAGUGUACAAGUUGGUUUAACAUCUAGAAACAGAAUAAUGCUUACUCCCGACUUUGACAAUUCAAAUGUUUUCAUGUACUCGGCAAGACCUUCCUAUAGCUCUCCUGCUAGCACAACAUCCAGUCCCUUCACAUUUUAGAUGUCUAGAGGAAAUAGACACUAAUUAAAUUCAAAUAGAGCAGAACAUUAAAUCUUAUACGUGUAUAUGAAAUGUUGGUUAAUGACUUUCUGACUUUUUUUUUGAGACCUGAAACCUUGCUAUGUGAUGUGCUAUGUGAUCAACCCCUUUAUUUAUUUCACUUAGUCAUUCUUUAAGGACUUAACCUAAUACUAGCUAACUAACAUUUUUACCUAGUCAAUUUGGUUUCCAGGCAACCAAAACAUGCUAAGAAGCACAUUAAAGAUUUUAAUUACCUGUUGGGCUGGCUAAGGGUUUUAUGAUUUGUCCACUGUUGUUUUAGGAUUCUAAAUAGAGGGUCCAAAUGUCUCAGUCCACUACCAGAAAUGACCUUUGUUGACCCUAAACAGUUAACUUUAUUUCUUCAACAGUCCAUGAACGAAAAUUCCCUAUAAAAUACUGACCAAGCUCAGUGAUUCAGUCCAUUUAAAAUUCAUGAAGCUACAGACAGCCACUGAAGUGAAGACUUUGUAUUAUUAUUCUGUAUCUCAUUCUACCACAUAUAUAUAUUAAAAACGAUCCUACUUACUUUUAUGACCUGAGAUUAAAAAACUACCCAAAGGUUUGGUGCCUUCUAUGUGAAAUAUGCUUCUGGCUUAGGAGUGGCAUGAGCAAAACAUGUUGACGUUUCAUGACAGUGACUUGUUCAGGAACAUGACUCACUAAAAGAAAGUAAUAAUCCAUAAUACACGACAUGUAAGACUUUCAAAACUGAAUCACUAGUGGAUGUCUGUUAAGAGAUGGACAGAAUUAAUACUUACAAAAUAAAUUAGCUAUGGUGACAAUCUUUUUUUUUUUUGUAAAUGUAGAAGGAGAUGCAAAUGAGAGUAUUUUCUUCGGGAAACUCUUCAAAUAUGUUAAGUGUAGGGUUUGGUAAUGAUAAAGGAAGAUAAAACAUUUAAGAUUAUAAACAUUAUUAUGUUAUGGGGCUGAAUGAUGGAUUACACCUGUUAAGUGAUGGCACUUUUUGUAAUAAGUAGACAUAAUAAAUGAAAGUAAGUACGUAUUUGUACUUAAGUACUUAUGCAAACAUUCAUUGUUUGUUUGUUAGUUCAUUGUGUGGUAACUAAUGCCAUAAAUCAUGUUAGCUAUUUAUGGAAACUAAAUUAAAAACAUUUUGCCAGUCAGACUUUUCAACUUUUUCGACUUUUCAAUAUUUAAAUUCCUAAAUAUAAUGAGAUGUUUAAAGAAAGAUUAAAUGUGUAUUUAAGCACAAAUUCCCCCCAAAGAGGCCAUUUUAUAUACUGUGAAGCGUCUUCUGUAAAACCUUUGCAUAUUCCCAAAAUUUGCUUGCCAUUCUUAAAUUUUCUCACCACAAUAAAUAUCACUUAAGGUAAAACUUAAGAUAUAAAUAGAAAAAACAAGCAUCUUAAACUCGAUACUUGUAACAUACCUGUAUAUAGACACAAUUUAGAUAUCUGGUAAUAUAUUGUUGUGUAAUAGAGAGUAGUCACUGUGAGUAGACCAAAGCAUUGUCACGUACUUGACGUGGUUAUUUUUUGUCGUUAAUGUGGUGAAAGUGUCACAGAGUGUGAGUGCUAUAAUUAUAUAUAUAUAUAAUUAUAAUUAUAAUUUUUUAACUAUAACAGUAUUUGUAUGAAGCCAUGAUAUUGUAUUUUUUUCAUGCUGUAUAUUUCUGACUGUUUUUAAUAAAAAUUAAAAAUAAAAUACCUGGCAAAUAAA
Molecule: messenger RNA, 5616 nt
Organism: Tachysurus fulvidraco (yellow catfish)
Lineage: Eukaryota; Metazoa; Chordata; Actinopteri; Siluriformes; Bagridae
Gene: lzts2b
Product: leucine zipper, putative tumor suppressor 2b
Exons: 5
Coding region: 182-2161 (659 amino acids)
Biological process (GO): cell division; negative regulation of canonical Wnt signaling pathway
Source: RefSeq, a predicted model, not a curated record